This is a messenger RNA of Cercopithifilaria johnstoni, 336 nucleotides long. The record is from the annotation of a GenBank genome assembly. Lineage: Eukaryota; Metazoa; Nematoda; Chromadorea; Rhabditida; Onchocercidae.
AUGGCUAAUCGUCGAUAUUCAACAGACCAAUACAAUACUAUCACACCACAACCAAAAACAUCGUCGCAUUCCGAAACUUUCAAUCCAAAUUGCGCUUUAUCACAGCAAUCACAUGCUAACACCACCAAAAAACAUUUCUUCUUCUCCACUAGUAAUAUUCGUUUCUGGACUACUGGUCGAUCCGGAAAGAAAACAUCUAGAGAGAAAUUAUCAAAUUCUGCCUCUGAUAUUGUUAAUCAUGGCGAUCAAUUGCGUUAUGUUAAAGAAGAACGGAAUACAUUGCGUAGAAUUGUCGAGCAGUGGGAUUUAAUGGUAACGGAAUGCGCACUUGUCUGA